Osmia lignaria (orchard mason bee) is the source of this 7850-nucleotide messenger RNA. RefSeq names its product Daughters against dpp (gene Dad). Lineage: Eukaryota; Metazoa; Arthropoda; Insecta; Hymenoptera; Megachilidae. The record is from RefSeq and is a predicted model, not a curated record. Gene Ontology annotation, cellular component: heteromeric SMAD protein complex. Gene Ontology annotation, biological process: anatomical structure morphogenesis; regulation of transcription by RNA polymerase II; cell differentiation. Gene Ontology annotation, molecular function: transcription regulator inhibitor activity; I-SMAD binding.
AUCAUGUGAGCGUUUGCAUUGGAUUUUACAAUUAGUGCAACGAACUUUAGAUUACGGAAGUCGCUAUUAUAAAUUCUACUUUGAACUCUGGCACGACGCAUGCGCGACAGUUAACCAAUAGGGGAAUCCCGGCAUUGCAACAGGUAUUCCAAUGACCCUGCAAACACCUAAUCCUGUUGAUUGAUUCAUUAUGCUGCGGUCGGUGUAUCGGCGCGCCGAGACGAGACGAACGGGACGAGACGAGCGACGGUGGCGACGAGGAGGUGGAGGAAGAGGCGGUGGAAAUCGGUGUGUGCGCUCAUGACGGAGACCUCGUGCGUACCAGUCGCGUCGUCGAGCGGAGCCGAGUCGAGUCGUGUUACGGCUGUAAUCGCGGUUGUUCUUCGCAACAGUUUGUCCCGUGACGACGUCAGUAUCUGUGCGCGAAGAAGACAAGCGCUACUGUACGAAAGAAAUUUGAAACGAUAGAAGAUCGUAAGGUACACGUCGCGAGAAGACUGAAAGGAAUUCUUCACGUUCGCCACGCAACAAACUCUUUUUAUCAUUCGUCCCGUACCGUACGUGUCGAAGUUUUAAAAGUGCAACCGAAGCGCUGCUACUCUCGUUCGACCUCUCUCGCCCUCCGCGAGUUAUAUAUCCGAUCGGAGAGUGCACUAGUCCUCCCUACCUUCUUUUCCUCGGUGUGUAUUUUGCUCUCUCCGCCAGUUUAUCCGUCUUGCUCUCGCAUUAUCCCCCUCCGUAAACGUACUCGCUAGCUCUUUGGGCAGCGAUUUCAAGAAUGUGACAGUGCGCGUCCUCGCGGUCGCCUCGCGCGAACAAGCCCGCAGGCCGGCGACGGCGAUGGGUGACGAGCGACAAGUGUGUUACGGUGAACAGUGAGAAAACAGUGAAGAGUUAGAGAGAGAAAGACGGACGAUGCAAGCGGAAAAUGUCAGUCGGUGAUACGCGUAUACGGAUGACGGGGAGUGAUCGACGCGACAAUCUCGGAUUUGAGGUUAAAGUGUCGUCGUCGUCGUCGUUGUUGUUAUGUGGUGCCGGUGCGCCGGCAUUGGCGACGGCACGGGCAAAGGAGUAUCAAGAACGAAAACGGCACUAUCGUAUCCUGCAGGGCUUGCAGGCCCGACAUUCGAGGGACAUUGAUCAAGCAUCCUGCUCUAUCGUCGGCAGAAACGUUCCCUAAGUAAAAAAAAAAGAAACAAAUUCGUGCAGAUAUAAAACAAUAUUUUUCGUAAGACGAACCGCGUCGAUAUACGUACAUAUAUUUUCAACGCGUGCGAGUACGAUGUGAUUGUGGUUGUGUGCCGGGUCGGGAGGUUAAGGCACCACAUCGCUGUCGAUAUACAACGUCGAAGGAAAGUCAAGAACCGGUGUCGUGUGUGCACGCGCAACCGAUUCGUGCUGCUACAUCCAACGGAUAAGAAGUGUAUCGUGAUACUAAUAGUGCGCGUCCGUAACCCCGCCGGCGACCGUUGCACCGUGUACGUCCACGGACAACCGAAGCUGACGUCCGCGAACCGUCGAUACAUCAAGACAUAGAACCCUCGUGCCUUUUCUCUGUUAUAUUAUGUGCUACGUUUUCCCACCAUCGAACAAUAAUUCAUCGAAUACAUUUCGUUCGCGAACGGCAGCAUAUUGGACAUCAAUCUCAUUCGUGGAACGCGCCAUUUUUUCCAGUCUCACGGAGCCGUCUCAUUGGAUCGCUAGACGUGACGUAUCGGUUGGUAAACGAAUUCGAAACAAAAGGGUGUUCCAGCUGAUCGAGAUCGUGGCAACAGAUUGCCGUUUGGUAUCGUACGUGCAAAUAGCGUGAACAGACGCGCGCGCGCGUACUGCUCGCGUCACCAAUCAGCCGGCCAGUUUGUGUAUACACAGUGGCACAUAGGUAAAUGAGAGUUCAAGGUCAACAGACGGUAUUCGGCCUAACCUCGUUCGAAAAAGUUAUCGACUCGAACACCACGAGGAUAAAGGUAACCCCUUAUUCCGUUCUCGGUCACUUAACCGUACGUAUCGACAGUUGAAAAUAUUCUCUCGGUGCCGCGGAAGAAAGGGAAGAGGCGAGCGCAGCGCUGACGAAAAAACGGCAAAGCAGCGGAGAGGCGCGUUUAACGCCUUCGAGCGUGUCCACGACUGUACUCGUGAAGCGAGCGUUCCUUGCCACGGGGGACUGUCACACUAUUUCGGGACCGUGAUCCAAAGUGCACGAGAUACGCGGAGAGCAUAAAUAAAUAUACUCGCGUGUGCUGGCCCCGUCAGAAGUCGCUGGGGACCGUCAUUCGUCUGUGAUUCCUUCGCUCGUAUGUGUGUCGUCGCUGGAGCCGUGUUUGUUGUUUUUCCCGUCGGUGUAUAACCGACCGGUGUGUGUAUAUACUUCUCGUGUUCCGUUUUCUUUUUCUUUUUUUCAAUUUUAUUUUACCAUCGUGGUCGUCACGUUGGCGAAAGAGAAGCAACAGGAGAAAAGAAGCACGUUAGCCGUGGAAGUUAUAAGCGGUGGAGGAAGAGGAGCAAAUCGUGUGGGGGCGGCGGUGGUGGGGGAGGAGGGAGGAAAGCGGGGCCGUGGAACGUGCGGUGGUGACACGGUGUCGCGUCCCGACACUGAUUCCAGAUAUUUCUUAUUUUCCGCGCGGCUACGUUGAAAAGUACUGGCCCCCAAAUGCGCGAACCGCAAAUCCUGUUUCAUGUUCAUGUUCUGGAGCAAACGGACGGCGCUCACUAGACGUCUCCUAAAGGCCAAGGUCCGUGGAGAGCAUGAAACCGAGUGUGAAGCUCAAGAGGAUUCGUCACGUAUUCAUCGCGCAAACAACACGACCGGCACCGACAACGACACGAGCAACGUGACGGCAACGACGGGCCAAACAACCAGAGGAGCGCGUGGAGCGUCGUCAGGAGGAGGCGCUGUAGGAGGAGGUGGAGGAGGAGGAGGAGGAGGUGGAGGUGGAGGUGGAGGUGGUAGUCGUAUCUCCUCGAGUAGACUACAACAAGGUUGUUGCGGCGGUGAUCAAAGCCAGGACGAUGACGAGGAUCCCGUUCGUUUGUUGAGGUGCAAGGAGCUCCUCAAAUCGCUCAAGGAGAAUCAGCUAGAGAUGUUACUCACCGCCGUGGAGAGUUCCGGUGCCGAUCUCGGAUCGUGCAUCCUUGUGCCUCACCAGCAACCCGAGGACAGCUACGAUCCCGAGCAACAAUGUUAUCGGCCCCAUCGUUAUCAUUACCAUCACCAUCAUUAUCAUCACCAUCAUCAUUAUCAUCAUCGACAUCAUCGUAGACUUCAUCGUUCUUCGUCGUUGGAGAACGAUGAUGAUCAGAACUCUGGAUCGGAGGACUCGUGCACGUUACCGAUUAGACCGGAACGAUGCAGGAUACCUGUUCGAGGCUCCUACGACAACGCGCCAAUCGAUCCUCACCUGCUCUGCUGCCAGAUCUGGCGGUGGCCGGAUCUCGCUCACUCGUCGGAGCUCAAGAGACUUCCUGUCUGUCAUUCCGCUAAAGACCCUGUAUACAUAUGCUGCAACCCUUACCAUUGGAGCCGGCUCUGCAAACCCGAGUCGCCGCCACCCCCGUACUGCCUUAUUGCCGACAGACUGAGACCCGAAGAUCGUGCGCCCAGCGAAGGGGAUCAACGUCGGUGCAAAAACAGCACACCCCUGCCACUUCCCGGCUCCCUUACCACCAACGGAGAAGGUGAAACAGGUCAGAAGGAAUGGUGUACCUUAGCAUAUUGGGAACUGGGUGGUCGAGUGGGUCGUUUGUACCCUGUGGAACCUUCAACAGUGAAUGUUUUCGAUUCUCUCCACGAUGGCGAUGGCCUUUGCUUGGCAACGUUAGCUGAGAAUCAUGUUGCACCUCCUGCGGUCCAAAAGACACGAAGCAAAAUUGGGCUUGGUUUAAUGCUUAGCCAAGAAGCAGAUGGUGUAUGGGCGUACAACAGAUCUGAGAGCCCGAUUUUCGUGAACUCGCCUACUUUGGAUGACCCAGAGUCUAGAACGUUACUCGUCUAUCGUGUGCCUCCUGGCUUUUGUCUGAACAUUUUCGACCGUACCAAAAUCCUGCAACUGCCAUACGGCAAUGGUAAUACGAGAACAAGCAAUCAGGCAUCAGGAUUCGCGUCCGGUCCUGUUGAUAUCAACUCCGUCCGAAUCAGCUUUGCCAAAGGCUGGGGACCCAAGUACUCAAGACAGGAAGUCACCUCUUGUCCGUGUUGGCUCGAAGUACUCCUAGCACCGUGCAGGUGAUCCCUACACCUAAUCGUGAUGGUAUUCAGUCUCGUCCGUUUGCGCCUCUUCUUCCUCCUCGUCGUCCUCGAAGAGGACCGAUACGGCAAACUGACGCAGCAACGACGAAGCUCCGUCCCAAAGGCUGCCAACGGAUACUCAAAACGACGCGGAUCGCCGCCAGCAGUCUUACCAAAGUACGCCGCCAUACAUCCAGGAACAGCGCCGUUUUCUUCACCGAAAUGAACGAAGAAGAAAAAAAAUAAUAAUAAUGAAUCAUUCGGCAAGAGCGUUUCUUGUGCCUACGAACGGAGGAUAUGCAGUUCUACGUGGUACUCGAUCGUCAUACCUUGAUCACCUCUCUCGGCUAUAUCGUAACGAAAUAUUCGUCUUGAUUUGCCAAUAAUACCGUUGUACUUUCUUGAUAACGUUAAAUGAGAUUUCACAAUAAAAUAAAAGCGAAGCGGACACAUCCGCUAGGUCUAGUCAGUGGUAUUUAACGUUUCUGAAGCUUGACGCUUAUUUCCCGCGUUAAGAAUAAAGAACAAUUUAUUGAAAUCAUAGAAAGUGCAAGGGUAACAUUGGCGUAGUCAAUUUAAUAGAAUCAUUUCUCUUCUUCUUUUUUUUUUCUUUUCUGUUUCUUUGUAAGCUUAAUUAUCCAUACUGUCUGGCUAUGUCCUCGUUUAUAAUUAAAUAAAUCAUUGCACUGCAAGGAAGCAGAAGUACUUUGGGCUUCCGAUAAGGUCUAGUCAAUGGUGUUUGAAGAGCGUACAAGCUUGUUGGUCGCAUGGACGUUAAAAAAAAUUUAUCAAGAAACGAGAACACUGCCAACAGAAUCAAAGCAAGUACUUAGUGUUUCUUUCUUUCUUUCUUUGUUCUUUUUUUUUUGUUUUUUUUUUUUUAAUAAUGUUACCUCCAGAAAGAAAAAGACUUUUACUUUAAAAAGUAACGAUAUACUUUGUAGUAUAAAUUCUCCUUCAUUUACAUUGAACACGGUCAUAGAUUUGUUAACUUGUCAAAAGGAUUCGUUGAAAAUUAACUAGAUCUAGAGAUACCUUUGUGAACUCAUUAAAUAUUCCAAAUGAGUUUCACGGAAGGUUCCUAACUAGUCAAUAAAGAAUAUUAGGAAAUUGUUAGGAGCUAACAAAUCUUAUCCCGAAUUCUUCUAUGUUAUAAGUCGAAUAUAUCAGUUGUAAUAAUCUUGUAAUGGCGUUUCAUUGAUGUUCAAAUAUCGUGUACCACGAGUACUGUAGUUGUCCCUGAUCGUCGUUCGGUGCUGUACAUACGUAUAUGUACAUACACUGUGCCUUCCCCAGCUUCCUUCGUGGUGCAAUGCGUGUGCGUGUAUGUGUCUUCGUGCGUGUGUCUAAGAAUGAAUGCGAAGAAUCUGUGUGUCAGCUACGUUUCGUACCAAAUGCCCGAGAGCUUCGUACUACAGUAAUACGGUACUGUGAUAAAAGUUCAAAACCAGGUCUGUUUUUUUUUUUUCCUUCCUUUCAUCGGGAAACGCGUUCAUAGAGAGCACCGACGAGAAGAAACCACUAAAAAGAAACAAAAGCAAUCAAUUCGUUGAAACUGUAUAUUGUACGCAAUGUAUGCUUGAAUUAUAUGAAUCCAUAGACUCAGAUCUAGAAGAAACGUUGAAUUUAUAAAGAUAGUAGUUUAAUCGGUUAAUUUUGUACAGUUCUGAGAGAAAAUUAGCGUAAGCGAGCGGAGUUUUACAAAUUUUAUCGCGAAUGUCUUCGUUGGAACGAUACAGAGAGCAUGUGGUAUGCGGCUUUUCAAACAAUGAUUGCAAUGUAAAGAGAUCGUGUUAGAUGAGGUCGGAACGAUAAUGAUUAUUGUACGUGUAUAGGAUGCAACAUUGUACCACCAGUCAUACGUAUUCAUUCAUACGCAUACACAACGCAAGCAUGUAGAAAACACAAUCGACUGAUCGAGUAGUUACAUUUUUCGAGCCGUUUGUUACUUUUUCGUACGGCGGCUUUUGUCGGUGUAUAAAGCGGGAACAGGUACACUUGGGUGCAACGUAGGGUUCUAUUAAUUAAGAAUAAGUGUAAAGGAAGAAUUCUUCGACAUUUGCCUUUUUGGGGGAGGAGGGAACGAUGGAGAGAGACAGGGAGAGCGGAUGAUGGGACAUUUCUUCUAUGCUUUCUUUUAAGUCAGGGAAGGGUAUAUUGCACGCGACUGUACACUUCGGUGCAAUAUAGGCUUUUCUAAGUUAAAGAUAAGUAGAAGGAGAAGAAUCGCCCAUCAUUUACUUUCAGGAUUGGGAAAGCCUAGGGAGAAGCUAGGGAGAGCUCGGGACAAAUCUAGAAAGAGCCCAGGGAGAGCCUAAGCAAAAGCCAGGGCAAAUCUAGGGAAACCCUAGGGAGAACUAAGGGUACGCUUAGAAUAAAUUUAUGAAGAAACUAAUCCAGAAUCUCCCAUUCUCAGCAUACCUAAAAAAUAUGGAUAAAUAGGGCCAAUGAUGAAACACUUCUUCAUCUUAUACUUCCUCUGAACUAAAAGAAGCCUUAGUUGGACGCAACUGUACAUACGCGGUCCUGUAUGACAUGCCGAACGAGGUAUAUUGUGAUGCGUAUAUUGUCGCUUAAAUGUUAUGUAUAUUAAUGUGUAUACGUAUGUAUACAGAAAUGUUCAUAGGUAGCUAGCUAUAUCUACUGCAACGGGAUGAUUCUCAGGCCUGUACAUACAUACAAUUAUAAACUUAGCAAUCUUAAACCUAAUCCAGACCUCCAUACAUUGGAUCGGGUAUAUAAAAAUUGUGAACAUUUGUUUGGAAACGUUUAAACAAAUGCUUCUAUUGAAAAUGGAUAACAUGUGUUUUUAUUAUAAAUAAACAAAAUUGUUGACGCGUAUUUUGGACAAAUGUUUAGCUCUUUGUCUGUAGAUCUGGAUUAGAAUUAAGUAUAUCAAUUUUUUUUUUCCUUCAAGUGCCGUUAAAUAAGCAAUGUUAGUCUCAGAUGAGCUUUCUAUACGACAAUAAUAUGAAACUAUGUAUCCAUUUAAAAUAAUUAAAUAGAGGUGCGUACAGGCCCAAGAAUCGUUGAUAAAAAUUGUAACGACAGUGACUAUGUCGAAGUCCACGUUGCUUUUUAUAGUCCUUUUUUUUCACGGCUCUAAUUUGCUGUUAUAGUCGAGGUUGGCUCAUCGAACCAAAACGCGUGCGGUCAGUUUUAGAAAAAUAAAUUUUCUUCGAAACGAUCAUCGAGUAAAAAGAAAAACACACACGGAGCGUAACACGGCGACCCAUAUAAUUUGUACAAAUAUUUUAUUUUCUUUCGUAAAGAUUCGAUUAAAAAUAAGUUUACUUAUUUUGUCAAUUACAUAAUCCCUCAUUCGCUUUUUUUUGGUAAUUUGUUGAUUAUGAACGGAUGACGAAUGAUUCGCGGUCGUUUUUGCUAAUCCACCGGGACAUUAUUGUCCCUAGCAACGCUACGCCGGAAAAGGAUGUAUAGUUUAACGGUGUACUUAACAAUAUUUUAUAAUUAUAAAACGUACGCAAAUCUGAAACUUUGCUGAGAAAGUCCGAGUAGUUUCGUUAUAUUAGGUAACGAUUGUUAAAGAAACCUUUUGACGGGCGAAAUAUUUAUUCGUAUUCUUUUCACAGAAUCAAUAAAACAAUUAGUUUGUAUAUAAAAA